Molecule: messenger RNA, 162 nt
Organism: Enterobius vermicularis (human pinworm)
Lineage: Eukaryota; Metazoa; Nematoda; Chromadorea; Rhabditida; Oxyuridae
Source: the annotation of a GenBank genome assembly
ACGGACGAUAUGGAUGCUCUAAGAUACUUAAACGAUAUACGAGCAUAUCGCCGUCGUCAAUGUUAUGACGGUGCAGGCAACAAAUGUCAGAGGAAAGAUGAAGGUUUAAGUAAACUUUGUUAUCGGAAAAUUUUUAUUGAUGGUAUUGGUAAAGAGGAUUAA